AUGGAGACCACAUACAUCAGGUGGGAUGAUCAAGACUCGUUGAGGAGGGAAUUCAAGAUGUUAGCUGGUAGAGUUAGGGUAUUAGAGCAGGGGAGAGAUUACGACGAGAUAAGGAUUCUCCAUGCCUAUGAUCAUCUGGAGGAGAUUCAUUCUAUAGUACAGUACCAGCAGAUCGCGAUUGAGAGUCUCAAGCAGCGAGUGAGAGAGAUAGAGUUAAGGUUGUUGGUAUCUGAGAUAGGAACGACCACUAUAGAGGUCAUGAUUGGUUUCCUCCAACAUCAGUUAGCUCAGAUAGUGGCCUAG
Molecule: messenger RNA, 303 nt
Organism: Lactuca saligna
Lineage: Eukaryota; Viridiplantae; Streptophyta; Magnoliopsida; Asterales; Asteraceae
Source: the annotation of a GenBank genome assembly